GGGUUUUUUAGAGAAAARAAUAUAUAUCGCGGCACGAUAAACUCUGUACAGGCAAAUAUGGAUAAACCCUAAAAAUUGAAGCUCUCAUGGCUUCGUUUCAGCUACUUCCUGCUACCAUUUCUCUUCCCCAUCUUCAUUUCUCCCGUUUUCUUUCAAACCCAUCACAUUGUAGAUAUCAAACUACAGAACUUCUAAAUCCUCUAGAUUCCUUUCUGAUUUUCAACUCGCGUUAUGUGCAGAACUCGUCUAAAUCUCCGAGACUAAACCCAGCAAGAGCUUCCGUAGGUGACGACGGCAAUGGGGUUGUGGAAACGGCCAGCCCCACUCGCCGAGGAAGAAAAAAGGGGAUGACAAAAUCGUCAUCUUCUUCAACUACUACUCAAAAGAAAACAAAGCGUUCUAAGAAAACCCUAGUCGAAGAUGAAACCACAGAAGGUAACCCCUUCGAGCAGGUCUCGGAAGACGAGCCAAUUGAUUCAAUAGCAGAGAAAUACGACGAUGGAAUGGACUUUCCGUACGAAGAUCCUCCACUGAUCUGCUGCUUUGGCGCAGCACAGAAAGAAUUCGUGCCCUCAGUCCGCGUACACGAUAACCAGAUGCACGCCGAUAAGUACUCGGAGUGGAAAAUGCUCCAAUGGGAUCCGCCAGAGUUUGCUAGGGCACCCGGCGGAGCGCCGUCCAACGUUGCAAUAUCGCACGUCAGGCUCGGUGGAAGAGCGGCGUUUAUGGGGAAAGUUGGGAAGGACGAUUUCGGGGACGAGCUCGUGUUGAUGAUGAACAAAGAGAAGGUGCAGACGCGAGCUGUGAAAUUUGAUUUAAAUUCUAGAACGGCCUGUACUUACAUGAAAAUCAAGUUUGAAGAUGGGAAGUUGAAGAUGGAAACGGUGAAAGAAUCGGCGGAGGAUUCUCUGCUCAGCUCCGAACUAAACCUUUCGGUUCUCAAGGAGGCAAGGAUAUUCCAUUUCAAUUCAGAAGCUUUGAUGUCAACUGCGAUGGAAUCAACGCUCUUCAAGGCCAUCCAAUUGUCCAAGAAGUUUGGAGGGCUCAUCUUCUUCGAUUUGAACUUGCUGCUGCCUUUGUGGAGAUCGCGCGACGAAACUAGAGAAUACAUCAAGAAAGCCUGGAACGAAGCUGACAUUAUCGAGGUCUCGAGGCAAGAACUGGAGUUUCUGCUAGAUGAAGAAUACUAUGAAAAGAAAAGAAACUACAGGCCUCAGUACUAUGCUCAAACUAUUGAACAGACCAAGAAUCGGCGAGACUAUUAUCAUUACACACCGGAGGAGAUAUCACCAUUGUGGCAUGAUCGCCUCAGGCUGUUGUUCGUGACGGAUGGAACCAUGCGGAUUCAUUACUAUUCUCCUUCGUUUCACGGCGUAGUGAUCGGUACCGAAGAUGUGCUCAUCACCCCUUUCACCUGCGAUAGGACUGGUUCUGGUGAUGCUGUUGUGGCUGGGAUCAUGAGAAAGCUGACUACUUUCCCAGAGAUGUUCGAAAACCAAGAUGYCUUGGAAAGGCAGCUUCGAUUUGCCAUCGCAGCUGGAAUUAUUUCGCAAUGGACAAUUGGUGCAGUGAGAGGAUUUCCUACUGAAAGUGCAACACAGAAUCUGAAAGAGCAGGUCUAUGUACCAUCAAUGUGGUAGAACACAAUAAUAUUGGAUUCAAAAGAAGCAACUGUUUGGUUUUGGGUUUGCUUUUUUCUCAGUUGAGUCGGARCAUUCCAUAGAAUGUACAGUGAUUCUUUCUUCUCAGAUGUCAAAGCYCUUUUAAGUCAACAGUUAGCAAGUAGUUUAGUCCAGACAUCAGAGUUGAAGGUGUUUAAAAAAUGAAGAAAAUGGGAAUCAUGGAAGAAA
Messenger RNA from Momordica charantia (bitter melon), 1850 nucleotides. It is a transcript of the gene FLN1, whose product is annotated as fructokinase-like 1. The record is from RefSeq and is a predicted model, not a curated record. Gene Ontology annotation, cellular component: chloroplast nucleoid. Gene Ontology annotation, molecular function: kinase activity. Lineage: Eukaryota; Viridiplantae; Streptophyta; Magnoliopsida; Cucurbitales; Cucurbitaceae. Gene Ontology annotation, biological process: plastid transcription; chloroplast organization.